This is a messenger RNA of Parathielavia appendiculata, 2001 nucleotides long. RefSeq names its product MATE efflux family protein. Gene Ontology annotation, molecular function: antiporter activity; xenobiotic transmembrane transporter activity. The record is from RefSeq and is a predicted model, not a curated record. NCBI's taxonomy places the organism in Eukaryota, Fungi, Ascomycota, Sordariomycetes, Sordariales, Chaetomiaceae. The transcript has 3 exons. Bases 1 to 2001 code for a protein of 666 amino acids. Gene Ontology annotation, biological process: xenobiotic detoxification by transmembrane export across the plasma membrane. Gene Ontology annotation, cellular component: membrane.
AUGGCAUCCAGUCCGGGGAAUCGGCCAAUACCGGCAAAAAACAGCUCAGCAACUGGCACAGCAAAUAACGGCCACAAUCACCACGACAUUCAAUCAGCUUUUGCGUCUUCGUUUCGGUCAUCCUCGCCGCUGGCGCAGGAGCUGCUAGCACGCGAUCUCGCUGAGUGCUCCGACGAAGAAGAGGUGACCCCGACCGACUCAGAUGCCAUCGAGGAAGCAGAAGAGGACGAAUAUGAGGACAUGCCCGGCCCGACCCUGUAUCGCCGCCCAAGCGGCAUCGCGUUCGGCACCACGCGGCCAGCGCUCGGCCCGGGCGCGUUGGAAGGGCCCCCUGUCCUCACUCGGUCCGAACGGGCGCACAGCCGUGAUGCGGAGCGCUCCCUGCUCAGAGACAACCAUAUCCUCCCACCGAAGCACGAGCACCGUGCCCAAAAGGGCGGCCUUUCGGGCAAGGUUUCAGCCUUGUACAAGCGGCUGUUCAGCACCAAGGUGCGACUCCCCAGCGGCGACGAGGAAGCCCAAGCGCCGCGAAUCCUGGUCGUCCCCGACGAGACAGCCCCAUUACUCGUGUCUCACCGCCGCUCCUCUGCAGGGCAACAUGGAGGCCGGGACAGUCUCAACGAGCAGUGGAACGCAGCCGUUGCGACCGGGCAGAUCAAGACGACGUGGCAGCGCGAGGCCAAGACCAUCGCCAUAUACUCGCGAUCGCUGAUUGUCACGUUUCUGCUGCAGUACUCGCUUAACGUGACGUCCAUCUUUGCCGUGGGCAAGUUGGGGACGCUCGAGCUGGGAGCAGUAUCACUGGCGACCAUGACGGCGAACAUCACGUGCUACGCGCCCAUCCAGGGCCUGGCGACGAGUCUGGAUACGCUGUGCGCCCAGGCGUUUGGCUCCGGCCACAAGCACCUUGUCGGGCUGCAGUUGCAGAGGAUGACAUACUUUCUUCUCCUGCUGCUGAUCCCAGUGGCUGUUGUCUGGCUCAAUGCCGAGCCGAUUCUGGCGUCCAUGAUUGCAAAGGAUAGCGCCGCGCUCGCGGCAAACUAUCUGCGUAUCGUUAUGUUCGGCGCGCCCGCCUAUGCUGCUUUCGAAGGCGGCAAGCGGUUCGUUCAAGCUCAGGGUCUGUUCCAUGCCACCACUUACGUGCUCCUGAUAGCUGCGCCGACCAACAUGCUGCUUAAUUGGUUAUUUGUGUGGAAAUUUGGGCUGGGCUUCAACGGUGCUCCGUUGGCCGUCGCCAUUACCCAGAACAUGCUGCCCUUGCUUCUCUUCUUCUACGUUUGGAAAGUGGACGGGUCUGAGGCAUGGGGCGGGUUCAGAUGGGCCGCCCUGAAGAACUGGGGUCCAAUGAUCCGGUUGGCUCUGCCGGGCAUGGUCAUGGUGGUCGCAGAGUGGUUUGCCUUUGAGAUCUUGACGCUCGCGUCAGGGAGGAUGGGAGUCGAGUUCUUGGCAGCCCAGAGUGUGCUAGUGACGGUAACAGGGGUGACGUUCCAGCUCCCGUUCCCGCUGUCCAUCGCCGGCUCAACGCGGGUGGCUAACCUCAUCGGUGCCAACCUAGUUGAUGCGGCGAAGACAUCUGCCAAAGUGACUAUCGUCGGCGGAGUCUUGGUGGGAUUGUUCAACGUGACUCUCUUGGCGACGUUCAGGUACCACAUCCCGUUGCUCUUCACGCAAAACAGGGAAGUCAUUGAGUUGGUGGCGCAGACGCUCCCCGUCUGUGCUGUGAUGCAACUCUUUGACGGUAUGGCGGCCAUGUCGCAUGGAUUGCUGCGAGGUAUUGGGCACCAGGAGUUCGGAGGGUACGCCAACCUCGUCUGCUACUAUUUGGUAGCACUGCCCAUCUCAUUUGGUCUCGGUUUCGGCCUUAACUGGAAACUUAUCGGGCUUUGGUUCGGCGUCACUGUUGGUUUGUUGAUCGUCUCACUUGCUGAGUAUUGGUACACAUGGCGUGUUGACUGGCAUCAAGCCGCCAAGGAAGCCGAGCAUAGGAAUACCACUGGGUAA